This is a messenger RNA of Gryllus bimaculatus (two-spotted cricket), 630 nucleotides long. The record is from the annotation of a GenBank genome assembly. Lineage: Eukaryota; Metazoa; Arthropoda; Insecta; Orthoptera; Gryllidae.
AUGGCCGAACGGCUAUGCGGCGGGUUCGCGCGCCAAAAGGCUGCUCCGCUCGCUGAUUGGUGGGCGCAGCGGACCGAGCGACCAAUUUCCGAAAGAACAAAGCACUUCUGUGAGAAAAAUGAAGAAAAGAAAACCCAUGACAUCCUUUUUAAAGGUACUCAAGAUCUUUUUCUUUCUAAAGAGUUUCAAAAAUCUACUCGCGAGAAAAAAAAAUGUAUAAAACAAAUUUCUAGCAACAUUUCUAAUACUUUUUUAGGACACUUUUCACAAUCAUCACAUAUAUUUCAUGCCAGAAGGACAGAUUCAAGAAAACAUCUUGAUAAAAAUGUUGGACAUAAAAUUCAGAAACUUAAAAAUAGUAUACAAACAUUAGAUGAUUUCAUUGAAGGCAUGGAAGAAAGAAUUGAAGAUGUGAAUUUAAUGGUAAUGAAUCAGAAUUGCCAUGAAGAAGAUAUAAAGCAAAAUUUCAUUCAUAUUGAAAAUGAAUAUACGAAAUUUGCUGCUGAUUUGUCAAAUGAACCAAAGUUUGAUAUACAGCAUUUAAUAUCUUCUUUGGGAGAAAAUUUCAGAAAAGAGAUAUUACGAAAUAUGUUGAAGAACUUACGUAAUGUGUCUGAUACUUGUCUAUAA